CCAUAGCAGCACAUGUGAGAUUAUGUUCUCCUUAAAAAUGAUUUUGAUUUUUGCUGUGUGCCUGACUAUCUGCUGUCAAAUUCGUUCGACUUCGGCUUGGGGAUACACCACGAUAGAAACGCUCAUGAGAAGAAUUAAAGCAUUUUUAUACAAAGUGAAAAAAUUGGAUAGCCGACUGACAAUCCCAAAAGCCGCCGAAAAAGAUUUCAAAAACAUCAAAUACAAAGACGGUUUAUUCUGGAGCAUUAAAAGCAACAAAACAUACCUAAAGGAAUUUAGAACAGAGUAUGGCAAAUUGAGGACAUGCACUAUAAACGUAAUAAAUUCUUUGAGAAACCAAAUGGAUAAGAUCGAACUCAAUGGCCACUGGGUAGGGAAACAAUCUAGAAGAAUUAAAAUCUGCAAUUAUUACGUAAAAAAAUUUUCCACCAAACUGGCCAUCAAAGGAGCGGGAGCAAAAGAUCCGACAAUUGCACAAAUAGAUAAAGACUUAAAAACUAGUCUAUACAACUUAUACGUCAAGAUAAACAAUAUGGCGGUAAAUUGUAAGUGUGAAUUUCGUAAUUUUCGAACAGAAAAAUCGUCGUACUUCAAUCUUAAUGUUUCACUUUCAACUUGCAGAUGAUAACGCCAAACAAGAAACAAGUACAAGUUGCAGUUUUUUUUUCUGUUUUAUACCAUUACCUAUUUAAUUAUUAGAUAAUAUUGUAUAAAAACGCAAAUCGUAAGAUUAAAU
Molecule: messenger RNA, 736 nt
Organism: Planococcus citri (citrus mealybug)
Lineage: Eukaryota; Metazoa; Arthropoda; Insecta; Hemiptera; Pseudococcidae
Exons: 7
Coding region: 23-625 (200 amino acids)
Source: RefSeq, a predicted model, not a curated record